CCCCGUUUUCCCGCACCACCUAUAACUUUCGGCAGCGCGUGAACGGGACUUUUAUUUUGACCCGUCCGUGACAUCACACGGCUGGACCGCUCUGCUCAGGCUCAGGGCUCUCUGUGGCUCUGCUCUGAAUCAACAAAGGAACAAGAAACUGAGAAUCUCUGAAACCCAUGUGACACGCUACUAUCAAGAUGGCAUUUAUUAAAGAGGAGAUUGAAGACGUGAGCAUUUCAGAAGCAUUCAGAGUGAAAACUGAAGAUGCUGAGGAUGACACAGACCUAGUGGUGAUGAAAGUGGAGAGUCAAGAACUGUAUGAAAUGGAGGAAGAAGAUCCAUACGAUAAACACCACAUAGAAAAGCUUGAAAAGGAGCCCUCACAAAAAAAGCCUCGAAAGAAAAGUUUUAAAAACUGUUACAUCUGCCCUCAAUGUGGCAGGAAUUUCACUUAUGAAAAAAGCCUUAAAAAACACGAGUUAAUGCACAGUGUGCAGUGCCCCUUCACCUGCCAACAGUGUGGGAACGUUUUCACUACGAACGGAAGCCUUAAAAACCACAUGAGAAUUCACACCGGAGAGAAGCCUUUCAAAUGCGAUCAGUGCGGAAAGAGUUACACUCGAAGCAAGACCUUAAAGGAUCACAUGAGGAUUCACACGGGGGAAAGGCCUUUCAAGUGCGAUCAGUGCGGAAAGAGUUACAUACGAAGCAAGACCUUAAAGGAUCACAUGAGAAUCCACACGGGGGAAAGGCCUUUCAAGUGCGAUCAGUGCGGAAAGAGUUUCAUACAUAAAGUAACCCUUAAUUUGCACAAGAGAAUUCACUUAAGAGAGAGCCAUUUUAUCUGCCACCAGUGUGGAAAAAGUUUCAAAGACAUAGAACGCCUCAACAGGCAUGUGAUAAUUCACACCGGAGAGAAGCCCUUCAAGUGCCAGCAAUGUGGAAAGGGUUUCCAGAUAAAAAACAACCUAAAGGCGCACAUGAGAUGUCACAUCGAGGAGAAGCCUUUCAAGUGCCACCAGUGUGGGAAGUGUCUAAAACACGAAACGUCCCUCAAUUACCACAUGAGGCUUCACACCGGAGAAAGGCCUUUCACCUGCCUUCAGUGCGGAAAGAGUUUCAUUCUCGAAGGACAGCUCAGCCGCCACGUGAGGUACAUUCACACCGAGGAGAAGCCUUUCGUGUGCCAUUACUGUGGAAGGAUUUGCGAGAGCAAAUCAAACCUUAAGAUUCACAUACAAGUGCACACGGGGGAAAAACCGUUCUCUUGCCCGCAGUGUGGGAAGAGUUUCAUACAUAAAGGACUCCUGAAUUAUCACAUGAGGCUUCACACGGGAGAGAAGCCCUUCAGCUGCCAUCACUGUGGAAUGAGUUUCAGAUAUAAAGGACUUCUUAAUGGUCACAUGAGAAGCGUUCACACCAAUGAGAAGCCUUUUACGUGCCAUCACUGUGGGAGGAUUUGCGAGAGCAAAUCUAAACUCCAGAUUCACAUGCGGAUUCACACCGGAGAAAAGCCGUUCUCCUGUCCUUGUGGCAAAAGCUUCGCACUUAAAGGAAACCUUACGGCUCACAUGAGGCUUCACACCGGAGACCGGCCUUACAUGUGCGUUCAGUGUGAGAAGAGUUUCGCCUAUCUAAGACAGCUGAAAAGUCACUUGCAGACUCAUUUUGGAGAGAAAUCCCAGUGUUCUGAAUGUGGCAAGAAGUUCGCGAAAACGAGCAAUUUCAAAAAUCAUCUGCGCAUUCACUCGGGGCUAAGGCCGUUUGAUUGUUAUCGUUGUAAUAAAAAAUUCGCUUCGCCAUCGCACUUAGAGAUACACCUGAAAAGUCACGCAGACAAGAGACCUUAUUUGUGUUCUCUGUGUAAAAAAAGAUUUAAAUGGCUGUGCAAUUUAAGAUCGCACAAGAGAUUUCAUAGCCGUAAACCUAUUUCCAAAGCAGCCAUAUUGAAACGAAAGCAAGAAAUACAUACUGGAGAAAAAUCUGAUACUGUAAAAGGUGGUGGUCAUGUGAUGGCGUCUCAGUUGUGAUAAGGUUACUGCUCUUGAUCAGUUUUAAGUCAUGUUUUGGACAUGGCUAGACAUUUCUGAUACUGUUGUGGGGUUAUGAGUGGGGAUGAAGAAGAUACUGUAUCAUUUUUUUCCAGCUUUACUCCUCUCUAGAGGCAAUUCCUGGCCGAAACAUUACUCCACUUGAAAACGAACCUUUUAUGUAAGCAUAAUCAACCCUACAUUUAACUCGGAAAUGUAUUUCAGUAGCAUUUUGCAAUUAAUAUCGUUCAAACCUUCCAGUGAGAUAGAUAUAUUAAAAUCUCACAUUUGACUUUUGAGUUUAGUCUGCAUCAGUUUAGCAACUAGUAAACCAGCUCUUCUUUAACAGUGGGUGGGAGGCUUUAGUGAAAGUGUAAAUCCUUUCGUUUAAAUGUGCUUGCGUUAAUAGGCUGUAAACCGUUCCGUUAUGUUUUGUAUUGACUUGACAUGGCUUCGUUAUCCUCUCGCCAAUUCCCAUAAUUUUAAGUUAACCUUCAAACACAUUUUAUGCACAGGUGCACAUAGCCUGUCCGUCAACAUUACAGUGCCACCCUCAGGCUCAAUUACACAAGGUCACUGUAGACCUCUUCCAAAAGUCUGUCUGCAUGUCUUCCGUGAUUGACUCGUACAUUUUAUAAUGUAAGCUAACAUUUACAACCCAGAAUCUGGCCCGUGUCCGUUCAUAGCUGCUAUUGGUACUCACGAGUGAAUUUCAAAUACAAACUCUUAAUAUCAUCCUACAUUAAAACAAGUGUCCAAAUUCAUCUUCAUGCCUUUUCCCAAUUCACUGUAGCAAGCCUAUAAUACUCUUUUGAGUAUUCUCAUUUCCCACACUGUUUGUCUUCUCUAUAAACACGUGUCCAGUUAUUAUGUGAUGCAUGUCGCUACAAUAAAUAGUGUUUGACUAUAGCUAGGAAACUAUAUGUGAAUGAUGAAAAAACUGUUUCAUGCAUUUAAUUCUGUCUAAAAUAGGCCUAAUAGUCUUUUACCAUUCGAAUGUUUUAGGUACUUUUGUAUUUUUUACUAUUUUAUGCAUACGUAUGUCAGUGUUCAUAAUAUUGUACCUUUUUUUCCAACGUGCUGCCUUUUCUACUUUACUUUGAUAAUUAAUCAGAAUAUCCAAAACAGUGGGCUAUGUAUGGACUCAUCUGACCAAUCGGAAAUGUCAAGUUUUAAAUAAACGAGACUUGGAAUCUCAGUCA
Puntigrus tetrazona (Sumatra barb) is the source of this 3223-nucleotide messenger RNA. RefSeq names its product gastrula zinc finger protein XlCGF57.1-like. The transcript has 3 exons. The coding region runs from base 189 to 2021 and encodes 610 amino acids. NCBI's taxonomy places the organism in Eukaryota, Metazoa, Chordata, Actinopteri, Cypriniformes, Cyprinidae. The record is from RefSeq and is a predicted model, not a curated record.